UCACACACACUCACACAGGAAGAGACACCUGAAUUUGAAUUGAGAGGAACUGAGUGUGUCUGAGCAGCGACGAGCCUCUGAGGAGUGAAGUGUGACAUUAUUGUUGUUUUCUAAAUCAUCAUCAUCAUCAUCAUCUUCAUCUUCAUCCUCCUCAUCAUCAGCUUCCUGUCUCCUGUUGCUUACUGAAUUCUGAUUGGCUGAGAUGACAGAGGUGAUGAACACCUGUGACUCUGUGGGUGGAGCCUCUGGAGAGGAGGUGUUGGCUAUCCAGGUUCUUCCAGACACUAAGGAGCGUUUUCCAAAACUUCCAAGGCGUCUCCCAUCCAUCGUGGUGGAGCCAACAGACGGAGAAGAAGUGGAGAGUGGAGAGCUCCGCUGGCCACCUGAUGAUGUCAGCAGUGAUGUCAGAGAGGUGGCAGGUUCAGAUGCACCUGUGGAGGAGGCAGAGCCACAGGAACGGGUGAUAGGCAGAGUUUAAAACCUCCGACUGAUUGGCCUCUUUACUCUCAGCCAAUCGGUGCGUGAACUGUAGCCCCACCUCCACGGCCAGAGGGCGGAGUGAGAUCAGGACAGGCUGAGGAAAUAAACACGGAGAAAAGACGAGAAAAUCCCAACGUGAAAUCAAUUUUAACAAGUCAAGAUGUCUGGAGGGUCGACAGGCCCCAAAGGACCCUGGGACGGCAAUCACAAAAAAUCUCAAUGGAAAGACACAAAAUUAUAAUUAAUUAUAUUGAUUAAUAGAUACAUUUUUAUGUGAUCAAAGUGAAGCGUCAGUCAAGUGACUGAUGAACUUCAGCUUGUCAUUGAUAAGCUGCUGGUGUCUGUUUGUAGGAAUGUUAUCAAUCACAAUAAAGCUGAUGGAAAAUACUUUCACUUUUAUCAGGUUUUGCUCCUAUAGAAUAAAGAAUUCUUGUAGUACUUUGAAGUACAACGGGAAAGUACUCGUUAUUCAGCAUAUUUGCAGUUACUGGAUUAUAGUUAUUGAUGCCAGAUAAGUUUCCACACUGCUGGGUAGUUUAUAACAUCACAGACA
This is a messenger RNA of Scatophagus argus, 1033 nucleotides long. RefSeq lists its product as uncharacterized. The transcript is spliced from 4 exons. Bases 203 to 478 code for a protein of 91 amino acids. The record is from RefSeq and is a predicted model, not a curated record. Lineage: Eukaryota; Metazoa; Chordata; Actinopteri; Scatophagidae.